UGUCAUUUUUCGGAUAGUACGGAGGUAUUGCACCUCCAUAAAAAUAUAAAGUUGUAUAUUGUGUUUGCAAUUCAUAAACGUCAAGAAUUUUAGUUAAGUUUAUUUGAAAUGUCACUAAAUACAACUUCUUCAACUGAAUUCACUUUCGGAAUCGAGGACUACACGAUUUUAAUUUUGAUGUUGGCCUUAUCGACGGGAAUUGGCAUUUAUUUUGCAUUCUUUUCAGUGAAGAAUAAUACCGUUAAUGAAUAUCUGUUGGGUGGGAAACGAAUGACAACAUGGCCAAUAGCUAUAUCGUUGAUUGCAAGUCAACUCUCUGGAAUAUCAGUGAUAGCAAUACCAGCUGAAAUGUAUAGUUUUGGAUUUACAUAUGUAUUUAUUGUUUCAUCGAUGAUUGUAAUUGUGCCAAUAUUGUGCUACGUUAUAGUUCCAGUAUUUUUUAACAACAAUAUUUCAAAUUGUUAUGAUUACCUACAGUUGAGAUUCAACAAGAAAACACGACAAAUUGUCACUUUUGCCUAUAUGCUGACAGUUUUUCUAUAUCUACCAGUUUAUAUUUUUAUACCGUCACUAGCCUUUUCACAAGUGACUGGCAACAAUGUCCAUAUUGUCAAUGGAAUAGUGUGUUUUGUUUGCGUAUUUUACACCAUGUUGGGUGGAAUCAAAGCAGUCGUUUGGACCGAUGUAAUACAAGGUGUUAUUAUGGUUAGCUCUAUUGUUCUCCUCGGGGUGAUUGGAAUAUCGAAGGUAGGAGGUGUUGGUAAAGUCAUUGACAAUGCAGUUGAAGGGGGACGUCUUCAUAUCAAUUUAGAUAUUGAUCCACGAGUUCGAGCCACGGUUUGGAAUUGCUUUUUUGGGGGAUUCUGCCUUUGGAUUGGAAAUAUUGGACUCAAUCAAACUUGUGUUCAAAGAAUUGUCGCUUUGCCGUCGGUUGGCUUAGCUAGAAAAUCGUUGGUUAUAUCUGGAAUUGGAUUUUUCUUUAUCAUGUUAUUCAACUGUCUUACUGGUAUUAUAAUGUACUCACUGUAUCACAAUUGUGAUCCAAUUUCGUUAAAGAUUGUUGAAAAGUCGGACAAAAUGAUGCCAUUCUUCGUUCAAGAUGUCGCUGGACAUUUAAAGGGAAUGCCUGGGGUUUUUAUAUCAUGCGUUUUUAGUGCUGCUUUAAGUACAAUUUCAGCUAACUUAAAUUCUCUUUCCGGAGUUUUCUAUUUUGAUUGCGUGAAGCCAUUUAUAAAACACACCGAACAAAAAGCUAAUUUUAUAAUGAAAGCCUUUGUGUUCAUAUGUGGACUCUAUUGCAUAUGUGGAGGCUUUAUUGUAGAAAAAUCAAACUCUAUUCUUCAAACCGUUUUGACAAUCGGGGGAAUGACUCAAGGAAGUAUAGUUGGAGUAUUUUUCCUCGGAUUAUUGGUACCAAAAGCUCAUGGAAAGGCGGCAUUGAUAGGACUUAUAUCAAGUAUGAUGGCUGUUCUAUGUUUAAUUAUUGGGGCUCAAAAAAGGAUCAAAGCGGCAGAGCUUUCAUACACUCCUUUGCCAACUAGAAUCGAUAACUGCAAUCAUUUCAACUACAGGGAUUUAAACAUUUCAAUAUUUAAAGACAACAAUAGGGAAUUUACAUCCAUUCACAAGAAUAUUGAAUUUUCCAUUUUUGACAUAUCAUUUCAUUGGUAUAAAUUUACUGGGGCAGUAUUAGUUUGGAUCAUUGCUAUUCCAUUAAGUUAUUUGAUACCCGAAAAAAAUGUGCCCAAUUUGAAUUUAUUGUCACCUUUUAUAAAAAAUUAUAUGGAACGUAAAUCAAAGACAUUAGAAGAUCAUGAACUAAGGGAAUAAAACUAUAUAUUUUAAAGAACAAAUUAAAUAAUAUUUAAAC
Molecule: messenger RNA, 1870 nt
Organism: Eupeodes corollae
Lineage: Eukaryota; Metazoa; Arthropoda; Insecta; Diptera; Syrphidae
Product: sodium-coupled monocarboxylate transporter 2-like
Exons: 11
Coding region: 109-1830 (573 amino acids)
Biological process (GO): transmembrane transport; sodium ion transport
Cellular component (GO): membrane
Molecular function (GO): symporter activity
Source: RefSeq, a predicted model, not a curated record